Messenger RNA from Bombyx mandarina (wild silkworm), 3565 nucleotides. It is a transcript of the gene Cyp40, whose product is annotated as Cyclophilin 40. Gene Ontology annotation, molecular function: cyclosporin A binding; protein binding; peptidyl-prolyl cis-trans isomerase activity. Gene Ontology annotation, cellular component: cytoplasm; mitochondrion. The record is from RefSeq and is a predicted model, not a curated record. Gene Ontology annotation, biological process: protein folding; protein peptidyl-prolyl isomerization. NCBI's taxonomy places the organism in Eukaryota, Metazoa, Arthropoda, Insecta, Lepidoptera, Bombycidae.
CCGCACGCAGCUUGCCCGGUGCAGUUGACUUUUUGGUUUCUUUAAAUUUAAAAUAAUUUGAGUGCUCUAUUUUAUUGCAUUGAAGGGUCUAAUUUAAGAAAAAAGUUGUACGCAUUCAGUAUUUACUUGUUUUUACAAUCCAAGUGCUGUGAAAUGAGUUCCGACAGGCGGUCACAAACGAAUCCUUUUGUUUAUUUGGACAUCUCUAUUGAUGGAGUAUCAGCUGGACGAAUUGUGAUCGAGCUGAGGAGCGACGUAGUCCCGAAAACCGCAGAGAACUUCCGGGCGCUUUGUACGGGCGAGAAGGGCAUUGGAGUUUACGGGAAACCUUUACAUUACAAAGGAGUCAGAUUCCAUAAAGCGGUGAAUCAGUUCAUGGUGCAGGGUGGAGACAUAGUCAACGGCGACGGCAGCUGCGGCGAGAGCAUAUACGGCCCGAAAUUCGAAGACGAGAAUUUUACUCUCACGGCGAAAUCCGGAGUACUGGCGAUGGCGAACGAAGGUCGACCGGACACAAACAGUUCGCAGUUCUGUAUAACGACGAUACCGUGUCCCCACAUAAACGGCACUAACGUUAUAUUCGGGGAGGUGGUCGCCGGAUUCGAACUGGUCGACGAGAUGCAGAGAUACGGCGAAGGGGACGACGGGAGGCCCGGGGCGGAAUGCGUGAUCGAAGACUGCGGCGAAAUAACAGAGCAGAACUGGGACGUGUGCUGCAGGGAUGGCACCUCCGACAAAAUACCCGAAUUCCCGACGGACUGGAGGAAUAUCGGAGCCGUUUCGUUAGACGAUUUAAUAUCGUGCAUAAGGGACGUCAAGGCAGCCGGCAAUGGAAUGUUCAGCGAGCGUCGGUACAAAGCCGCGAUCAGAAAGUACCGCAAGUGCCUCAGAUACGUCGACUACGCUUUGAGUAUAGUACAAGGAAUGCACGAGAAAGAGACAGAACAUAUAAUAGAUUUAACAUCAACGUUUAUACUGCAGUGUAAUUUGAAUCUGGCCGCGUGUUACUCGAGAACCGAAGACUACAGAGCGUGUAUCGAGUGCUGUACGCAGGUGCUGGACAGAAGCCCGCGUAACGAGAAGGCCCUGUACCGGCGAGGCCAAGCGAAUUUCGCCCUUAAGAACUACGAGGCCGCGCUGUCCGAUCUGAGGCGGGCCGAGCGCGCGUCGCCGCACAACCGCGCCGUGCUCGCGCUGCUGGACGAGGUGCGCCGCUGCAGCCGCCGCUACAACGAGCUGCAGAAACAGAGGCUCUCAAAGUUUUUUCGUGAGCAAAAAGAGCGCGCCGCCGCCGCCAACAACUGAGCUGAGGCUGCGGGUGCUAGUGCGCAUCCAGUGACCCCCCAACCCCCCGCACCUAACGGGGGCGCGGUCGUGUAUCUCACUCUAUUCGAUUGCAAACGAACGUGCAAUAUCCUGAUCGUCGCUCACUUGGAUUCGGGAAAAGUGUUAUUUUUAUUCAAAAUUGCCACGCAAAAAUUACUGGGUUGGCCUAGUGGAAAGUUCACGACGCGUGACGUCAUUAGGGGCUAAUAUAAGUGAAUACAUAUAUAUAUUAUAACGGAACUAUUAGCCGUAUAUGACAACGUGCAUUAUGAUUCGUGUUUCAUUUGACAUAAAGAAUGUUUGACGAAUACAUAUAAAAAUAGGAUAUGUUACGCAGACUACACAUACUGUGGGAUAGAUGCAAGAAGUGAGUGAAUAAUCUUUUUGAGGUUUGAUUCAGUGAACUCUGAUUUAUAUAUUGUUUUCAAUGAUACUAUAAUGUUUGUUGUUAGCUUUUUAUUAAUGUUAUUUUUUUACGUUUAUAGACAGGCGACCUUUGGAUUUGACGAGGGGUCACCGUCAAUCCUGGACAACAAAAAUGUCAAGGGCCAAACUGAGGUCCACCGCUUAAGACUUCAAACCGCAUUUAAGUCUUUAAAGAAAACAAAUCUAAUAUAAAAUGAUAAUGGCGGUAGUAGUCGAAAAUAAUUUUGGUCGCGGUAAAUAGCUAAUUUGAAUUUGUGGGUAGAUCGUAGCGCCUCCUAAAAGUUUUGCAGGAUAAAAAACAUACCAAUUUACAAAUGUUUUAUAUUUAUAACACAGAGCAAUUGAAAAACAUUAGACGCGUGAGAAUGUAAUUAUAUUAGAGGCUCAAUAUUGCGGGUUUCGUUAAAUGUAAAAUGAUUAAGGAUGGUAAGUGUUUAAGCUCGUCUUGGCAAAUUAAUGUUUAUAUUCUUCCUUAUAUUAAUUAAUUAACUUUGUAUGUUACUGUUGACUUUUCGAAAACCGUAUCUUAUUACUCGCAUUUAUUACUACAUACAAAAAAUUACAAAAUUGUUUUUUUUUUUUAAUUAAUAUUUAUAUUUUGUGCUUACUAAGGCCAAUCUGGAUCUCAUGGCCAUAGUAUUUUGUACUGCCAAUUAUUAGGUGAUUAAAGUUUUUUUUUGGUUUUUUUUUUUAGAAAAUAACAAUCUUUGGCAAUUUUGGCAAGGUACUCAAAUUAUAGUUUAGGUUCUAUAGCUAGAUUGGAAUAAAAAAAUAUUUGGAUGAUGUUAUGCUAUAGGGCAAAAUUAAGAAAAUUAGUAAAUAUGCUACUGAACUUGAAAAUGUCUUAAAAUAGUGUAUUAGGUUUUAUAUUUUUUUUUUUGAAAUAGUAUAUUAGGUUUUAUAUAAUUUUUAAUCCCUAAAAAGGAUGAAUCGAUUAGAUGAUAUAUAUUGUGAUCUUCAAAUUAGAUGAAUUAUUUUGUUUUGAUUUAUAAGACUUUGAAAUCACAUUUAUAUUUAUAUUGUACAUUAAAUUUGAAGGAAGCUUUGAUUACGGUUCUCAGUUGAAACUUGGAUUUUUUUUUUAAGUUUUUUAAUGGCCACAUUAAAAAGUUGUUUUGUAUGCAAGCAAUGUGCCUAUUUUAAAAUUAAUUUAGCAAUUACUAGAUCUUCGUGUAAAGCCAUUUAAUGGAUAGGUUAAUAAUCAAUUCACGAAUUUUAAUGGCCAGUAACGAUCGCAAUAGUAAUUAGUGUGCUUUGACGACUGGAUCUACUAAUGAUGUGGUUGUACGAUAAGGAACCAAUUUACAAACUAAUUAUGAACCUUUUAUGUGAAUCAAAAUUGUCCGUUAUAAAUGCAAACGCGUAAUUUCUGUUGGCGUACCAGGUUUGAUCAUAAAAAUGAUCGAACUUAUACAAUCGAAUAUUUUAUUAAAUGGGUCUAUCUGUUUAACUCCGACCUAGUUAGCUGAGUAGUGUAACGAAUUUGGCUGUUAUUAAAUAAAUUUGUAGUAUAUAAGAAAAUUAUCACUGCCUUUUCGAAAAGUAUUUUAGUAUUGUGUUCAUGGAUUAUGAAUUGUUUUAAAAUUUAUAUCUUUUUUAUUGUAAAUUAUAUUAAUGUUUCGGUGAACAUGACGGUAACAGUAAGGGUGAUGUUUGUUUAAUGGCUCACGACCCCAGGCCAGGUAACUGUGGAUGGAGAUUGUUAAUGUGGUCGCCUACUGAGUUUCUCGCCGGAUCAUCUCAGGGGGUCGCGUUUCCGAUCCGGUGGUAGAUUCUACCAAGCACUGCUCUUGCUAGGGCCAGUGUUAGCAAA